Messenger RNA from Cyprinodon tularosa, 2033 nucleotides. It is a transcript of the gene rag2, whose product is annotated as recombination activating gene 2. Gene Ontology annotation, biological process: V(D)J recombination. Bases 249 to 1850 code for a protein of 533 amino acids. NCBI's taxonomy places the organism in Eukaryota, Metazoa, Chordata, Actinopteri, Cyprinodontiformes, Cyprinodontidae. Gene Ontology annotation, molecular function: protein binding; sequence-specific DNA binding. Gene Ontology annotation, cellular component: DNA recombinase complex; nucleus. The transcript is spliced from 2 exons. The record is from RefSeq and is a predicted model, not a curated record.
CUGAGAAAUAUAUAACUGAAAGCAAUCGCUAAGCACACCUGCCAGGGUGCAACAGUCACAGACUGUUAACCUCAAGAUCUGGAAGUACUCGAUAGUCAACGAAGCCUCACAAUCUUCUACUUUCUGCCUUCAUCAGAGAUCAGCUACAAAAAGAGCUCUCAAGCUUUUUCUUUGUGGGAAACAGGAUUUACAUUAAAAUCAACUUGAUGACUUUUUCUCCCUGCUGCUUGUAAGGCACCUGGCAGAUCAUGACCCUGCAACCAUUAACUCCAGUGAACUGUGCAGGCCUCCUGCAGCCUGGUUGCUCCCUGCUACAGCUGGAUGGGGAAAUCCUUUUGUUUGGUCAGAAAGGUUGGCCAAAGCGCUCCUGUCCGACAGGAGUCUUCGGUAUCCGGUUAAGACAUGGUGAGAUGAAGCUUAGGGCCAUAUCAUUCUCCAAUGACUCCUGCUACCUCCCUCCUCUUCGCUGCCCAGCCGUCUGCCGCCUGGACCCCUAUGAUGGGCUCCCAGAGAGUUAUCUGUUCCAUGGCGGCCGCACCCCAAACAAUGAGAUCUCAUCAAGCUUGUACCUGUUGACCAUGGAUAGUAGAGGCUGUAAUCGCAAACUAACACUCAGGUGCAGAGAGAAAGAACUGGUAGGAGAGGUGCCAGGGGCCCGUUAUGGCCAUGCAAUGACUAUCAUUCAAAGCCGCGGGAAGACAGCUUGUGUGAUGUUUGGGGGAAGGUCCUACAUGCCAGCAGGAGAACGAACCACAGAAAGGUGGAAUAGUGUCAUUGACUGUCCUCCCCAGGUUUUCCUUUUUGAUCUUGAAUUUGGCUGUUCCUCUGCCCAUGUUUUACCUGAGCUUAGUGAUGGACAGUCCUUUCAUGUAGCUCUUGCCAGAGAAGACUGUGUUUACUUCAUUGGAGGCCACUCUAUCACCUCUGACUCACGUCCCCCUCGACUCUUCCGCCUUCGCGUUGAGCUCCUGCAGGGUAGCCCCCUGCUUUCCUGCGAGGUCCUAGAGUCUGGCUUAUCCAUUUCUAGUGCCAUUGUCACACGCACAGGUCCCUCUCAUAGAUAUAUUGUGCUAGGCGGAUACCAGUCUGACUCCCAGAAAAGAAUGGAGUGCAGCACAAUCAUUCUGGAUGAGAAAGGUAUCCACAUUGAGCACCUAGAUCCUCCCCAGUGGACCCAAGAUAUCAUCCAUAGUCGCACAUGGUUUGGCGGUAGUGCUGGAGAUGGAUGCAUACUGCUGGGUGUCCCUACUGAAGGAAGGCCAUCUCAACCUGAUGUGCAUUAUUUCUAUCACAUCAGCUUCCAACAAGCAAAAGAGUCCAGUGAAGAAGAAGGGACCCAGGCAUGCAGCCAGGAGUCAACAGACUACGAUAACUCGACUCCUCUUGAAGACUCUGAAGAGCUUUAUUUUGGACGAGAGCCACACGAGCUGGAAAACAGCAGUGAUGAUGAGGGCGACAUUUACAAUGAGGAGGACGAGGAGGAUGAAUCCCAAACUGGGUACUGGAUCAAAUGCUGCCUGAGUUGUCAGGUGGACCCCAAUACAUGGGAGCCAUAUUACUCCACAGAGCUUCACCGCCCGGCUAUGAUUUUUUGCUCCAAAGGAGAGGGGGGGCAUUGGGUCCAUGCUCAGUGCAUGGAGCUGUCUGAGACACUGUUAGUUAAACUAUCUCAAGGAGGCAAAAAGUACUUUUGUUUGGAUCAUGGAGGUCUGCCUUUCCAGGAGAUGACCCCUCCUCGACAGGUCAUUUCACUGAAGCGCACCCCGAUGAAAAUGAAGAACAGAAAUGGAGCCCUAAUGUUCAAAAUUUCCCCCAGCAAGAAAAGCUUUUUCAAGAAACUCUUUGAUUAAAUUAACUCUUCUUUAAAAUUAUGAUGAAAAUCUACAGUCUGUAUUUAAAGUGGUGCAAAAUAAUAAUACAAACUGCCCAGUUUGCAUGACUCUAUGGGAAAAUUUCAAGUCCUGCUGUUUUUUACUUAAUAAAGUUUAAUAAAAAAAGGUCCCACAAGUCUUACUCUCUCGUGUCUUUGAUGU